This is a messenger RNA of Vombatus ursinus (common wombat), 1500 nucleotides long. It is a transcript of the gene PRSS16, whose product is annotated as serine protease 16. The transcript has 12 exons. The coding region runs from base 1 to 1500 and encodes 499 amino acids. The record is from RefSeq and is a predicted model, not a curated record. Gene Ontology annotation, molecular function: dipeptidyl-peptidase activity; serine-type exopeptidase activity. Lineage: Eukaryota; Metazoa; Chordata; Mammalia; Diprotodontia; Vombatidae. Gene Ontology annotation, cellular component: lysosome; endosome. Gene Ontology annotation, biological process: proteolysis.
AUGGCUCCUACUGCUCUCCUGCUGGGUCUCUUGGCAUCCCUUUGGGGGGUCUCCACUGCAAGGUCCCUCUUGAGCCGGCUUGGGGACCACAUCCAACAAGUGCAGGCUAGGUUGGGCCAGAAGCUGGGGGAGCCAAGUCCAGUGAGGGAGGGCUGGCUCUGGCAGCCCCUGGAUCCUUUCAACAGCUCUGACCAGCGCUCCUUUCUCCAGCGAUACUGGGUGAAUGCCGGACACUGGAGAUCCCCGGAUGGCCCUGUUUUCCUGCACAUUGGGGGUGAAGGCAGCCUUGGGCCAAGCUCUGUGCUUAAAGGUCACCCUGGGACCCUGGCCCCACAAUGGGGGGCUCUGGUGGUAUCCCUGGAACACCGAUUUUAUGGACACAGUAUCCCCCCAGGGGGACUAGAUAUAGCUCAGCUCCGCUUCCUGUCUAGCCGCCAUGCUCUGGCUGAUGUUGCCUCUGCCUGCAUCCACCUCUCUCGGAUCUACAAUAUCUCAGCCUCCAGUCCCUGGAUCAGCUUUGGAGGUUCCUACGCUGGCUCCCUGGCUGCCUGGGCCCGGCUAAAGUUCCCCCACCUCAUCUGGGCAGCUGUGGCCUCCUCAGCUCCUGUGCAAGCCCAGCUGGACUUCUCCAGUUACAAUCAGGUAGUAUCCAGGAGCCUGGCAGACCCGGCAGUGGGUGGUUCCCCUAAGUGCCAGAGGGCUGUAGCCCAGGCCUUCUCUGAGCUAGACCAUGGCCUGUCUGAGGGAAAGGAGACUCAGGCUGUGUUGCAAUCAGAGGUAAGGGCGUGUGGGCCCCUGGAGACCCCUGAGGACCAAGCCGAGCUCCUGGAGCAGCUGGAAGGGCUGGUGGGGGCAGCUGUGCAGUACGACCAACAGGCUGGAGUUCCCCUGGACGUGAGAGGCCUCUGCCACCUUGUUUUGGCCAACCAGAGCAGAGAGCCCCUUUCAGGACUCCAGGAUGCCAUCCAGCUUGUGCUGAAGGCUCUGGGUCUCCCCUGCCUGCCCAGCUCAAAGGCAGCUGCUGUGGCUGAACUGAAGGACACCAGUCCACAGGCCGUGGGCCUGGGCUCCAGGCAGUGGUUCUAUCAAACGUGUACAGAGUUUGGAUACUACAUCACCUGCAAGGACUCCAGCUGCCCCUUCUCCAGGCGCAAGAUGCUGUCAGCCCAGCUUCAGCUUUGCGCACAGGUGUUUGGACUCUCCCCGGCCUCUGUGGCCGAAGCUGUGACCCGGACCAACACCUACUAUGGUGGUCGGAGCCCAGGGGCUACUCGGGUGUUCUUUGUCAAUGGUGAUAUUGAUCCUUGGCAUGUGCUGGGUGUGCUCCAGGUCCUUGGACCCUCGGAGCCAGCCAUGCUCCUGAGGGGUACAUCACACUGCUCAGACAUGGCCGCACCCCAGCCCUCAGACCCCCCCAGCCUAUACCUAGGACGCCAGAAGAUUAUUCAACAGCUCAAGGUAUGGCUCCAAGAGGCAAAAGUAGAUCUGGGCAGUCCCUGA